This is a messenger RNA of Echinops telfairi (small Madagascar hedgehog), 3920 nucleotides long. RefSeq names its product tuftelin interacting protein 11 (gene TFIP11). Lineage: Eukaryota; Metazoa; Chordata; Mammalia; Afrosoricida; Tenrecidae. Gene Ontology annotation, cellular component: U2-type post-mRNA release spliceosomal complex. The transcript has 12 exons. The record is from RefSeq and is a predicted model, not a curated record. Gene Ontology annotation, molecular function: nucleic acid binding. The coding region runs from base 74 to 2587 and encodes 837 amino acids. Gene Ontology annotation, biological process: spliceosomal complex disassembly.
CCCGGAGAGGCGCUUGUCCAGCGCCGCGGAGGCAGCAGUUUCCUGCCCGCGGGAUUCUGCCUCGUGGUUGGCCAUGUCACUGUCCCACCUGUACCAGGACGGGGAAGGUCACAUGGACGAAGAUGAGGACGAGCAUGAGAACUUCGAGAUCACCGACUGGGACCUCCAGAAUGAGUUCAACCCCAACCGGCAGCGCCGCUGGCAGACUAAGGAGGAGGCCACCUACGGCGUGUGGGCCGAGCGAGACUCAGAUGAGGAGAGGCCCAGCUUUGGAGGCAAACGAGCCCGGGACUACUCGGCGCCUGUCAGCUUCAUAAGCGCGGGGCUCAAGAAAGGGGCGGCUGAGGAGGCGGAGCUGGAAGACUCUGAUGACGAGGAGAAGCCCGCUAAGCAGGAAGACUUCCCCAAGGACUUCGGGCCCAAGAAGUUAAAAACGGGCGGCAAUUUCAAACCGAGCCAGAAGGGCUUUGUGGGAGGAACCAAAUCGUUCAUGGACUUCGGCAGCUGGGAAAGACACACGAAGGGGAUCGGCCAGAAGCUGCUGCAGAAGAUGGGCUACGUCCCGGGCAGGGGCCUCGGGAAGAACGCACAAGGUAUCAUCAACCCGAUUGAAGCCAAGCAGAGGAAGGGCAAAGGGGCUGUAGGGGCCUACGGCUCCGAGCGCACCACACAGUCGCUGCAGGACUUCCCCGUGGUGGACUCGGACGAGGAAGCCGAGGAGGAGUUCCAGAAGGAGCUGAGUCAGUGGAGGAAAGACCCCAGCGGCAGCAAGAAGAAGCCCAAGUACUCCUACAAGACCGUGGAGGAGUUGAAGGCCAAGGGCAGGGUUAGCAAGAAGCUCACUGCCCCGCAGAAGGAGCUGUCUCAGGUCAAGGUCAUAGACAUGACUGGCCGGGAGCAGAAGGUCUACUACAGCUACAGCCAGAUCAGCCACAAGCACAGCAUCCCUGACGAUGGGCCACCACCGCCCAGCCAGCCGCCACCACCGCCUGGCAAGGAGGUCAAGGCCCCGGGCUUCACCCUGCCCGAGCUGGAGCACAACCUGCAGCUGCUCAUUGAGCUGACGGAGCAGGAGAUCAUCCAGAGCGACCGGCAGCUGCAGUACGAGCGUGACCUGGUGGUCACCCUAUCGCACGAGCUGGAGCAAACAGCUGCGGUGCUGCGGCGCGAAGAGCGGGUGCUGGCCAACCUGGGCCGAGUGCUGGAGCUGGUGGAGGAGUGUGAGCGGCGCCUGCAGCCCGGCUGCGCAGACCCGCUGACGCUGGCCGAGUGUGCCCGCGUCUUCGAGACCCUGCAGGACAAGUACUAUGAGGAGUACCGCAUGUCCGACCGCGUGGACCUGGCCGUGGCCAUCGUCUACCCCCUCAUGAGGGAGCACUUCAAGGACUGGGACCCCCUCAAGGACUGCACGUUUGGCACCGAGAUCCUUGCACGCUGGAAACGCCUCCUGGAGAACGACCAGAUCCUGUCCCACGGCGGCCAGGACCUCUCGGCGGAUGCCUUCCACAGGCUUAUCUGGGAAGUUUGGAUGCCGUUGGUUCGGAACAUCGUCGGCCAGUGGCAGCCAAGAGACUGCGAGCCGAUGGUGGACUUCCUGGACAGCUGGGCGCACAUCAUCCCCGUGUGGGUCCUGGACAACAUCCUGGACCAGCUCAUCUUCCCCAGGCUGCAGAAGGAGGUAGAGAACUGGAACCCGCUGACGGACACAGUGCCUAUCCACUCGUGGGUGCACCCCUGGCUCCCCCUCAUGCAGGCGCGGCUGGAGCCGCUCUACUCGCCAAUCCGCAGCAAGCUGGCCAGCGCCCUGCAGAAGUGGCACCCCAGCGAUGGCUCAGCCAAGCUCAUCCUGCAGCCCUGGAAGGAGGUCUUCACCCCUGGCUCCUGGGAGGCUUUCAUGGUCAAGAACAUCGUGCCCAAGCUGGGCAUGUGUCUCGGGGAGCUGGUCAUCAACCCGCACCAGCAGCACAUGGAUGCCUUUUACUGGGUGCUCGACUGGGAGGGCAUGCUCUCCGUCUCCAGCCUAGUUGGCCUGCUCGAGAAGCACUUCUUCCCCAAGUGGCUGCAGGUCCUGUGCUCCUGGCUGAGCAACAGCCCGAAUUACGAGGAGAUCACCAAGUGGUACCUGGGCUGGAAGUCUAUGUUCUCAGACCAAGUGCUGGCCCACCCGUCUGUCAAGGACAAGUUUAACGAAGCGCUGGACAUCAUGAACAGGGCCGUGUCCUCCAACGUCGGCGCCUACAUGCAGCCCGGGGCCCGGGAGAACAUUGCCUACCUCACCCACACCGAGCGGAGGAAGGACUUCCAGUACGAGGCCAUGCAGGAGCGGCGUGAGGCUGAGAACAUGGCCCAGCGCGGCAUCGGCGUGGCUGCCAGCUCGGUGCCCAUGAACUUCAAGGACCUCAUCCAGACCAAGGCUGAGGAGCAUAACAUCGUCUUCAUGCCGGUCAUCGGCAAGCGGCAUGAGGGGAAACAGCUAUACACCUUCGGCCGCAUCGUCAUCUACAUUGACCGCGGGGUGGUGUUCGUGCAGGGUGAGAAGACCUGGGUGCCCACCUCCCUGCAGAGCCUCAUUGACAUGGCCAAGUAGAUUGUGAAGGCGGGGCUGCCAGGCACUCCCCACCCCUCCCCGCCCCCAGGAAUAAAUGUGAGCCGCCCCAGGGCUCAGGUUGGUCUGUUCAGGGCUCCCUGGUCAGGCCACCUAGAGUAAGCAAGCCCGAUGGUGCCCCUUAAUACCUGGACUUUGUAUGCAUGUUGGAGCCCUGGUGACAUCAUGAGUUACACACUGGAUUGCUAGCCACAAAGUGGGCAGUUUGAGGGUUUCUCUUCCUGUAGAGACACACCCACGAGCAGCCCUACAGGGUCACUAGGAGUCGGCGGGGACAAGACAGCAGUGAGCAGGCCGGGUUAGGUUUUCGAUUUGUAUGCUUAACAUCCUCCGUGCAGGACAGCUCAUGCCAGUGCUGCCCUCUGUAGGGAGUUCACAACCUCCCUGUCCACCCCCAAGGGCUAGUCUUCUUGGUCACACCCGGCCACCAGAGGGGCCUUUGGCCUCUUCCCUGAUGAUUUCCAGGCCCUCACAGUCCUCAUAGUCCGGCUCUUCCCGGAAGGCCCACGUGUCUGCAGAGAGCUGGCUGAGUCUGUGUGCUGGGAACCAGUGGAUAGCGGUGUCGUUGAACACGUCCAUGUACCGUGAAGUCUCAGGCAGUGCGAGCUCCUCCAGGCCACUGAUGACCUGAGUGGGAACAAGUGUGGGGUAGGGGAGAGCCUGGAGCCCGCCACUUCCCUGCCCUCCUCCUGAGAAGACACAGCAGGGCCCACAACCGUGACACCACGGAUGAAGGAUGCACCAUGGGGAGCAGGCUUAGUGUGGUGGGAGGGGGAGGACGGCGAUGUCACCCUGUCUGGGUAGCCCUGGUUCCAUCCCCCUAAUUCUUCCCAGUUAGACUCAGCAGAACGUCACGUGUGCCGGUGAGCAGGGCGCAGGGCAGGGCAGGGCAGGGCAGGGCCCAGUUUGCCUCGGCGGCCCUCCACAUUACCACCCACCUUGGUCCCACCCAUCCAACUCCUCUGUCCAGACCAUUACCUUUGCGACGUACGGAUAAUUCCGCUGCAGGAUCCUGGUCAACAGCCUAGAAAGGAGAAAGAAGGGUCACCAGGCAGGAGACCUGACCAAGUCAGUCAGGAAACUUGGGGGGUGAGAGGGGAAUGGUGACAAAGGGUGGAGUAUGUUCAGUGGCCAAUGGGAAAAAAGCGCCAAUGCCCGUCUUCAGGGGGAAUGGGGAUGCGGUGAGUGUGUAGCUGUCCUGGAAGCCCCCAGGUGAGUCAAUCACAAAAGGCCAAAUAUUGCCUAAAUCCAUUGUUUAAAAAUUCAGAUAAGUAAAGGGCUUAUGCCAGGAAAGACAAACACCGGUGGUUUUGGG